AUGGCACACGAAAAUACCCUUGAAGCCCAAGGGGGCGUUGCAAAGCAGCCCUUUUUUUCCUCCAGUGAAGUCACUCUGACAGCCCCCUACUGCGUGAUCAGCACCCCGCGAAAAAUCUUUAUUAUCACCCUGACCAGCCUCGCCAUGAUCGCCACGAUGAUCGCCACCAACAUUGUCCUCCCCGUCCUCCCCAUCCUGCAACAGAAUUAUGGUGUCAGCACAACACAGAUGAAUCUCCUGGUCACCGUCUUCUCCCUGGUGCAGGGCAUUACUCCGGCUCUGAUGUCUUCCCUCUCCGACCUGCAGGGCCGCCGCCUAGCCUGGAUGCUCACUUUAGCCCUCUACACAGCGGCCAACAUCGGCCUUGCCCUGCAGAACAGCUACCCGGCGCUGAUCAUUCUCCGCUGUUUGCAGAGCCUCGGAAGUAGCUGCGCGAUUCCUUUCGGAUUCGCCGUUGCAGCGGAUAUCUCCUCGCCCGCUGAACGAGGCCGGUAUAUCGGACCCUUACAGGGGUGUGUGAUGGGGGCGUUUGCCUUCGGCCCUGUAAUUGGCGGUCUCUUGGAGCCAGCGUUCGGGUGGCGGAGUAUCUUUUGGUUCCUUGGGAUCUGUAGCGGGAGUGCGCUGCUUGCUUAUUUCGUGGUCAUCCCGGAGACAGCCCGAAGUAUUGUUGGCGAUGGCUCGGUUGAACCUGUCGGGUGGUGGCGGCGACCUCUGGUGCAGAACGUUCAGCGAGGGUUGAGCCGUGAUCGCGACUCUCGACAUACACACACGUACGAAAAGGACCCGUCACCCACCGGAGGCACCGAGAAGCGGCGGAUCGAUACCGCGGAGAUACUACGCGCGUUUACGCUUCUCGGUGAGAAAGAUGCCUUGAUCCUUGUCAUCUUCACCAGCCUGUUCUAUGCGGGUGUCACGGCCAUGUGGGCUACGACUGGCAGCCACUUUGCCAAUAUGUACAGGUUAAGUACACUGGAAGUCGGCUUCUCCUUCCUACCCUAUGGCAUCGCCGGCGCCAUCGGCUCCAUCCUCAGCGGCCGGGUCCUCGACUUCAACUACACCCGCAUCCAAACGCAACUACGCCAGCAGACUAGAAACCUUGAAGACCCCUCCAAGGACCCCAGCGGAGAUGAUCCUUUCCCCUAUGAGUGCGCCCGCCUCCAAAUUGCUGUCCCCUUUGCGCUCCUCGCCUCAGUAUCCCUGUUGUCUUACGGCUGGAUAAUUCAAACCCACUGCUCUCUCGCCGCCGCGCUCGUCUUCCAGAGUCUGAUCGGCUUCAGCGGGACACCCCUACUCGGAAUUAUCUACACAUUGCUGAUAGAUCUUUACCCGACCCAGGCGGUUGCAACGCAGGGAGCGGCGGAUCUGGUCCGGUGCUGGCUGGGAGCGCUGUUUGCGGCAGUCAUUGACUAUAUGAUUGAGUCGAUGGGGUGGGGAUGGUCAUUUACGAUUCUCGGGCUAAACAUGGUUAUUGCGAUGCCGCUGUUGGGGGUCUUGUACCUUUAUGGGCCGAAGUGGAGGAAGAGGAAGCAGGAGCGGGUCAAGGCGGGGACUCGGAGUGUCAGCGUGUCGUCUCCUAACUGCGGUAUCGAUAUCCAAGCUUCGACCAAACCAUCAGAAUAA
This is a messenger RNA of Aspergillus brunneoviolaceus CBS 621.78, 1620 nucleotides long. RefSeq names its product MFS general substrate transporter. NCBI's taxonomy places the organism in Eukaryota, Fungi, Ascomycota, Eurotiomycetes, Eurotiales, Aspergillaceae. The record is from RefSeq and is a predicted model, not a curated record. Gene Ontology annotation, biological process: transmembrane transport. The transcript is spliced from 2 exons. The coding region runs from base 1 to 1620 and encodes 539 amino acids. Gene Ontology annotation, molecular function: transmembrane transporter activity.